Molecule: messenger RNA, 3794 nt
Organism: Punica granatum (pomegranate)
Lineage: Eukaryota; Viridiplantae; Streptophyta; Magnoliopsida; Myrtales; Lythraceae
Source: RefSeq, a predicted model, not a curated record
CAAAUUAAGAAAAAGGCUUUAGAAUAAAACAAGCAGAGGCUUGCUCCAGCUUCUAGUUUGCCUUCCUUGGUCGUUGUUAUCUGCAGGUGCCCAACAUCAUAUUUGUGCUUUCGCUCUUCAAUUUCUUAUCACGUUCUACAAUAAGUUAUCGGCGAACUUCUUGCUUCCGACUGGUCGGAGCCUGGCAAAGCGAAGAAGAGCAGAGUUAAAGAAGAAGAAGAAGGAGAAGAUUGAGAGGUGGAGGAGAGAAUUAUCAUGUCAGAUGAAGAAACCGAUUCCUGGAAAAUUCUGCUGACUGUUUUCAUGCUGUUCCUCGGGGUUAUAGCAGUUCUUGGGGAUUCCAUAGACAGAGACAGAGAAGUUCUGCUGAAUCUGAAGCAAUUCUUGGAAGAAUCCAAUCGGGUGAACCGAGGCCACUACUCGGAAUGGAAUUCAAGCUCCAGCCCCUGCGUUUGGAAGGGAAUCCGUUGCAGCACGCCAAACGGCAGCACAUCGGCAAGAGUCAGCGGCGUUGACCUCUCCGGGAACACCAUCUCAAGUGCUAUCUUCCAUAACUUCUCUGCCCUGACAGAGCUCUCCUACCUCGACCUCUCCCAGAACACCAUCGGCGGCUCGAUCCCCCAGGACCUGAGCCAGUGCCCAAAGCUCUCAUACCUCAACCUGUCGCACAACCUCCUAGAAGGGGAGUUAAACCUUACAGGAUUACGCAACCUCCGCACUCUCGACUUAUCGAUGAACCGUUUCGGUGGAGAAAUCCGGUCGAGCUUCUCCACUAUAUGUGACAGUUUGGUAGUCUUGAAUAUCUCAUCCAAUAAUUUGACGGGCAGCAUCGGGGACUCCUUUGAUCAAUGCUACAGGUUGGAGCACCUCGACUUGAGCACGAAUAAGUUCAUUGGGAACAUAUGGGGCGGGUUCGGGCGGCUCCAGAAGUUUUCGGUCUCAGAGAAUUAUCUCAGCGGACAGCUCUCAGCCUCGAGCUUCCCGCAGAACUGCAGCCUCCGGAUAAUGGACUUUUCCCAGAACAACUUCUCAGGUCUGGUCCCCGAAGAAGUGUCGAACUGCCGGAAUCUGGUGAUCUUGAACCUGUGGGGGAAUAAUUUCACGGGGCAGAUGCCAGGUGGAAUUGGCUCGAUCUCGGGCCUCAAAGGUCUUUUUUUAGGAAACAACAGCUUCUUGAGGGACAUCCCUGAGUCACUAUUAAACCUCAGUAACUUGGCAUUCCUGGACCUAAGCAGAAACAAGUUCGGGGGCGAGAUACAGGGCAUCUUCGGGAGGUUUACAAGUGUCAAGUAUCUAGUCUUACACGGGAAUUCAUACACGAGCGGGAUCAAGUCGUCGGGAAUCCUAGAGCUGCAUAACCUCGUCAGAUUGGACCUGAGCUUCAACAACUUCUCUGGCCCUUUGCCGUCUAAGUUGUCUCAGAUGCAGAGCUUAAAAUUUCUGAUUCUCGCGUCCAAUCAAUUCAAUGGAACCAUUCCAGUCGAGUUCGGGAGCUUUCCCAGACUUCAAGCUCUUGACCUUUCCUACAACGAGCUUACUGGCACGAUCCCGCCAUCGCUUGGGAACUUGACCUCUCUCUUGUGGCUAAUGCUUGCGAACAAUCAGCUGACGGGCCAAAUCCCACCUGAGAUCGGUAACUGCUCAAGCCUGCUGUGGUUAAAUCUUGCUAACAACCAGCUCACCGGAAAUUAUCCGCCUGAAUUAGUCAAUAUUGGGCAGAACCCAAGAGCGACUUUCGAGUCGAAUCUGCUGGAUAACGAUCAUGUCAUCGCUGGCUCAGGGGAGUGCCUUGCCAUGAGGAGAUGGAUUCCUGCUGAUUAUCCUCCCUUCAGCUUUGUAUACACAUUACUCACCCGGAAAACUUGCCGAGGCAUAUGGGAUCGGCUUCUAAAAGGGAUCGGGCUAUUUCCGUUAUGUGGUGCAGAAUCCUCCACGCAAACAUAUCAAAUCUCAGGUUACGUACAGCUCAGUGGGAAUUCGCUAUCUGGUUUGGUUCCUUCAGAGAUUGGGAAGAUGAAAAAUUUUAGCAUGAUUAAUCUGGGAAUGAAUAAUUUUAGCGGUGAGUUUCCUAGAGAGGUUCGGCAAUUGCCCCUCGUGGUGCUAAACUUAUCGAGUAACGGAUUUUCUGGUGCAAUUCCUAGUGAGCUCGGGGACAACAAGUGCCUUCAAAACCUCGACUUGUCUAAUAAUAAUUUUUCGGGUAUGUUUCCAACAAGCCUCAACAACUUGACCAACUUGAGCAAGUUCAAUGUUUCGUACAAUCCAUUCAUCUCAGGGGCGAUUCCAGCGACGGGGCAAUUGGCUACGUUCGAGAAGGAAUCCUUCCUCGGGGAUCCGCUAUUGCAUUUACCUUAUUCCUCCACAGGCCAAGGUCACUCCCCGAAUAGCACAAGACAUCGAGGGUCCGGUACCCCAAAGAAGCCCUCGAAGCUCGUUGAGUCCAUGGUGUUCCUAGCUCUUAUCUCGGUCUUCCUCCUAUUCGGAAUCUUCUCGUUCAUAGUAUGUACCCUCAUUGAGAGCCCGCUCGACUUGGCAGACAGAGAUCUCUUGGAAAAUGCUAAGUACGAGCAAGAGUUUGGAUCGAGUUCGGGCUGCUCUUCCCCAUGGCUGUCGGAGAUGGUCCCAGUGAUCCAAUUAGUAAAGCGGGCCUUCACUUACGCUGACAUUCUGAAGGCGACUGGGAACUUCUCAAACGAUAAGGUCAUCGGGAAAGGAGGGUUCGGAACGGUUUACCGGGGAGUGCUCCCUGAUGGAAGAGAAGUGGCUGUCAAGAAGCUCCAGAGGGAAGGAAUCGAAGGCGAGAAAGAAUUCCAAGCUGAGAUGGAGGUCUUGUGCGGUGAUAGCUUCGACUGGCCACACCCGAACCUCGUGCCCCUAUACGGUUGGUGCUUAUACAGGUCGGAGAAAAUAUUGGUGUACAAAUACAUGGAAGGUGGCAGCCUAGAGGAUCUCAUAUUGGAUCGGUUGAGGCUGACGUGGCAGAGGCGGGUCCAUAUCGCAGUGGACGUGGCCCGGGCCCUGGUGUUCCUCCACCACGAGUGCUUUCCCGCAAUCGUCCAUCGGGACGUGAAGGCAAGCAAUGUGCUGCUGGACGGUAGUGGGCGGGCCUGCAUGACAGACUUUGGGCUGGCCCGCACAGUGGAUGCCGGGGACAGCCACGUGAGCACGGUGGUGGCAGGGACUAUUGGGUACGUGGCCCCGGAGUACGGGCAGACGUGGCGGGCCACCACGAAGGGGGACGUGUACAGCUUUGGGGUGCUGGCAAUGGAGCUGGCCACGGGGCGGCGGGCCUUGGACGGAGGAGAGGAGUGCUUAGUAGAAUGGGCCAGGAGGGUUUUCGGGCCACCCGGCUCAGACCGGGCUGUGCUGCCUGUGGCCGUCCUGGGGUCGGGCCUGGCAGAGGGAGCCGAGGAGAUGUGCGAGCUGCUGAAGAUCGGGAUCCGGUGCACGGCCGAGUCGCCCCACCUGAGGCCGAACAUGAAGGAGGUGUUUGGGAUGCUAUUCAGGGUUUCUAGCAACUGGAGGGAUCAAAUUCACAGCAACGGAUCUUCUCCAGCAUCAAAGUGAUUAAUUAAUCACACACUUCAAUUGAAGAGCCAAAUGUGAAUAGUGUUUUUUGCUAUUUACAACACACAAGCACAUUGAUUAGAAUCUCAGACUUGUCUUCUUUUUUUUUUUCUUCUUUUUUUUUUCCCCUUUUUUCCCCCGCCCCCUUACUUCAGAGUUCAGAGGUUUUUAUUCUUCUUGUACACAGAAAUCAUUGUCAAUAGAUUUACCACAAUUUUGAUCGGAAA